AUGUGCUUCUUCUUCUCCGUCUCGUUCGUCUUUGGCGUUUUCUUCGUGUCGGUCAUUUCCAGCAAGCUCCUUCACCUAUGGACGCACUUUUCCACGGUCCCUACCUCGGCAUUUUUACUCUAUCUGCCGACAUUCUUCCUCUUCGACCUGAUAGCGAUAUGCAUUGCGAGACUUCUUUUGUGCCAGGGGAGAAGUCCUCUGGCUUGGGGCGGCUGCAUCCUCGGUAGCCUUGCGACACUUCUAGCCAUCGGCGGUUCCUCGUCGCAACUUGGAUUCUACGCAAAGACUGGAGGAGAGCUUGAGUGGCGUGACGCGACGGCGUAUGCCACCAGCAAGGAGGGACUCAAGGUUUUGAUGACGGGCAGCUGGGCUGUUUUGGCUUCGGGCUUUGUGCUCAUCAUCAUCGCCUGCUUUGCCCAUGGCAUCUUUUACAGAGCGAUUGGAUCCUUGAUGGGCUCAAUCGGCGACGACAUUGCCUCUGUCUAUGGUUACUUCAAGCGACUGCGAUUCUUGCGCCGAGGUCGAUAUUCCGCUCUCAAAAACGCCGACACCGACCUCGAAUCGACCGAGACAUUCUCCCUCGACGGGCGUUCAAGCCACGAUCACCUCGACGGUCGUCAUGGCGACCCCCACGCCCCAGAGAAGCCUUUGACGCCACGAGGCAAGUUCAUGAGGCUCAUGUCCUUCAUUCCAUCCUGGGUCUACAAGAUCAUCGUGUCCGUCUUUAUCGCCGUCGCCCUCAUUCUGCGACCCGCCAAGCCCUACGAUUACAUGUCCAUCACCCUGCCCGUGUCGCUGCUCGACGUUUUCAAGUCGGAACCCGAUUUCUGCACCGAGCAGCGCAAGCUCGUCGACAACCCUUUCCCCUUCCCCGAGCUCAUUACAAACUCUACCUGGAGAGAUGCCGACGGCGAAUUCGACAAGGGUUGGUCUCCCAGCUGGGACCCCCGCUGGCGCAGCGAUGAUUCUCUGCGCUACGAGAACCGAACUGUUGAUUGGCUUCCCGAGAAUCUGCCCCGUGGUUUCUUUAGGUGGGAUCCCUUGAGGACCAAGAACGGUUACUAUGGAUCUCUGGGUGACAAGAAGGAUGCGCUGUCCAACAAGUGCCCUCACAUUAAGGAGCACAGCCCUUAUUACAACCCCGUCAACGAUCCGUUGAAGAUUACCAACCUCGAUACCGAAAUUCUUCCCACUCUGCAGGAGGCUCUCGGCGAUGGAUCCGUCAAGAUCAAGCACGUCAUGUUUAUUCUCAUGGAGAGUUUGCGACAGGAAUUCUGGCCCCUCCAGCAGGGCUCCCACAUCCACAACCUGAUCCUGGACGCCAGCGACGAGAAGGACCGAGAGGCUGUCAACGAGCGCUUGUCGCAGCUGUCGCCACACAUCGAGAAGCUCACGGGACGAUCCAUGGGCUUCACCGACGCCAAUGGCAAGGCCUACAAGACCCCCGAGUUCAAGUGGCACGACACAGCAAAGGAAGGAUAUGGUGGCGUCAACGUCAUCGGCGGCUACACCGCAGCCACAAUGUCCACCAAGAGUUACUGCGCCAACCACUGCGGUUCUUAUCCUAUGCCCGUCGAGAAGUUUGACGAAGCCGAUACCGACGCCUACCAGCCUUGUAUCCCCCAGAUCCUCGAGCUCCUUAACCGCGCCAAGGAGAAUGUAUCCUCGGACGAUGACGAUUUCAGAGAUCUGCAGUGGAGGACCGCUCUUUUUGAGGCCGAGGUGGAGGAGUACGACCGACAGGAAAAGUUUGAUGCUAAGCUGGGUUUCCAACACAUCAUCACCAGGCGACAGCUUGAGGAGGAUUGGCGCUUCAACAAGUCGGACAUUCUUUACCAGAAGGUCAACUACUUUGCCUAUCCCGAGCCCGUCCUUAUGCCGUACCUCCGCGAGUUCAUCGCCAACACCACCGCCAACAACCAGCGCAUGUGGAUGUCUCACUUUACGAGCACCACCCACCAUGCCUGGGAUACACCCAAGGAUUUCCCUCACCAGGACUACUUGCCCCAUGGAAACAUGGAUAACAAGUGGCAUGGAAACUUUAACAAGUACAUCAACACUAUUCGGUAUCACGACGGUUGGAUGGCUCAGCUUAUGAACCUCCUCGAGGAGACGGGUAUUGCCAACGAGACCCUUGUCGUCUUUGCUGGUGAUCACGGCCAUGGUUUCCACGAGGACUUUAACAAGGAGGGCACUUACGAGAGUGCCCACGUCAGCAAUUUCCGCGUCCCAAUCACUUUCCGCCAUCCCAACCUCCCUCGGGUACAGUACGAGGCCAACACCACCACUAUCUCCAUCUUGCCCACCAUUCUCGACCUCCUCAUCAACAGCGGCUCCCUCAAUAAGAAGGAUACCACUAUCGCCUCUGAUCUCGUUCAGGACUACGAGGGCCAGUCUCUCAUUCGGCCUUAUAUCAAGAAGCAGAAUGACCGACGCGCAUGGACCUUUUCUGUCGUCAACUCGGGCGCCGGCAUGAUCGGUAUCACAUCAGCCGAUGUACCAUGGCGGUUGACCAUUCCCUGGACAAAGGUGUUUGAGUACCGCAUCACCAACGCCAUCACAGAUCCUCUAGAGCUCAGCCCCGUGUCAGCGUGGUCGAGCGAGCAACUCAUCGAGGACGCUAAAGUAGCCUUUGGCGAAGAGGCCGGCGCGUGGGUGGCCGAAGCGGUACCCAUAGCCCAAUGGUGGGCAUACGAGCGACAACGACUCUGGCGACAUCACUCCCUAGCCUAA
Messenger RNA from Fusarium vanettenii 77-13-4, 2733 nucleotides. RefSeq lists its product as uncharacterized. The transcript is spliced from 3 exons. The record is from RefSeq and is a predicted model, not a curated record. The coding region runs from base 1 to 2733 and encodes 910 amino acids. NCBI's taxonomy places the organism in Eukaryota, Fungi, Ascomycota, Sordariomycetes, Hypocreales, Nectriaceae.